This is a messenger RNA of Drosophila busckii, 1174 nucleotides long. RefSeq names its product variant surface antigen E (gene Mur29B). NCBI's taxonomy places the organism in Eukaryota, Metazoa, Arthropoda, Insecta, Diptera, Drosophilidae. The record is from RefSeq and is a predicted model, not a curated record. The transcript has 3 exons. The coding region runs from base 79 to 1110 and encodes 343 amino acids.
AUUUGAGACUCGAACGUGCUCGUUGUCAGUCGCUAGUUGGAAAAAAUUUAUAAAAAAAGUCCUGCAUAUAAAUUAAGGAUGCGUUUGCUUUGUCUGCUGCUGUUAACGCUUUGCGCUUGCGCCAGUUACUGGCCAGUCAAUGCUCUUGAGUGUUAUGAGUGCAUUGGUGAUGCUUGCAAUGAAUUGACUGAUGAUAAGCUGGUAAGCUGCAAUUUGGAUAACGAUGAUCAAGGCAAAACUACAACUGGCUCUCCAGACUCUACAACAGAUGCAGCUACAACUGAAUCAGGACCAACAGAGUCCGGUCCAACAGAAACAACUGCAAAGGAGUCCGAGCCAACGGAAACAACUGCAAAGGAGUCCGAGCCAACGGACACAACUGCAAAUGAAUCUGAGCCAACAGACACAACUCCAACGGAAUCUGAACCAACGGACACAACUCCAAAGGAAUCUGAACCAACGGAAAUUACUGCAACGGAGUCAGAGUCAACUGCAUCAGAUUCAACUGCAUCAGAUUCAACUGCAUCUGAGUCAACGGCAACUGAGCCAACGACGACUGAGCCAACGACGACAGAACCUUCAACACCAGCUUCAACUGAAUCCUCAACGUUGGCAGAUACAGACACAACAGCAACAGAAUCUGCAACAACGCCAACAGUUUCAACCGAGACUGAGCCAACGGAAAUAACGACCACAGUUGAACCCACCAUAACAACGGAAGAAGAAAAUGUAGCACCAACGGAUUCCAGUCGCAUUGUGGAAGCUGUGCGCUCUGGACGCGCGCGUCGCUCGCUGGCUGCACUGGCAACGGAUCAGCUGCUGAACAACUAUCGCUCCUAUGAGCUCUACGGUCGUGCCGUUGAAUAUCGCACAAGCGCCUGCUAUAAAAUUUUAGUAAACGGCGUCAUGCAACGCGGCUGCAUUCGAGUGCCGGAGGAGCAAAGCGCCUGCCAGGCUGUGCGUAUUAAGGUGGGUCUGCCUGAAGGUUCCACUGGCGACGAUGAAUGCGACGUUUGUCAAAUGGAUCGUUGCAAUGGCAGCGCCAGCCUGCGCAUAUCCUUGGGCUCACUGCUACUGCUGCUCGGACUUGGACUGCGGUCACUUUUCUAAAGCAAACAGUUGCACUUGUAUUAUAUACAUAAAUAUAACUGCUUAUAUAUAUAAAUACUGCAUU